This is a messenger RNA of Umbelopsis ramanniana AG, 933 nucleotides long. RefSeq lists its product as uncharacterized. NCBI's taxonomy places the organism in Eukaryota, Fungi, Mucoromycota, Umbelopsidomycetes, Umbelopsidales, Umbelopsidaceae. The transcript has a single exon. The record is from RefSeq and is a predicted model, not a curated record. The coding region runs from base 45 to 908 and encodes 287 amino acids.
AAUAAACCCCCUAUCCAUUCACUAAGUCAUCUUUAUCUCUCAUCAUGCUUUUCUCGACCACCCUCAACGUUGCUGUAUGCGCACUGGUUGCAGCUCAAGGAGUGAUGGCCUCCAAAGGCAAUCACUGGAAAUCUCAAGAUUUCAACGGCCACGACAACAACUCUUGGAAGAAAGAAUGGGGUGUUAGCCAAUGGGCCUACCCUCAACCUCACCAGAAGUCCGGCGACAACGGCAAUCUUAACCUUGUUAAAAAUCCUACCAACUCUAGCGGACAAGUCAUGCAAAUUGCUUACCCCAAGGGUACUUGGAACCCUGCUGACAGCACCGAGAUUGGUGGAGUUGGUUUCUAUGCCUCUCCUCUCCAAGUCCCAAGCUCUGCCAGCAGCGUGUCAUUGUCCUAUGAUGCUUACUUCCCCAACGGAUUCCAAUUCAACAAGGGAGGCAAGUUGAUGGGUUUGUACGGUGGCCACUCUGAGUGCUCAGGUGGAAACAACGCUGACUCUUGCUGGAGUACCCGUUUCAUGUGGAGACAACAUGGUGCUGGUGAAGUGUAUGCCUACAUUGACAAGUCCUCGCAAAAGUCCAACCUCUGCAAAGAGAAGGGUGUCGUUUGCAACCAACAGUAUGGUUACAGCUUUGGUCGCGGCUCUUUCACCUGGAAGACCGGCCAAUGGAACAAUGUUAAGCAAAAUAUCCAACUCAACUCCCCUGGUAAAAGUGAUGGUUCCUUGGAAAUCUUUUUCAACGGCAAACAAGUUUUCCAAAUCAGCAAUCUUGUCUUCCAAAGCGGCGAUUGGUCAACCAUUGGUAUUGAUUUCGAGACUUUCUUCGGUGGUUCCACCAGCGACUGGGCUUCUCCCACCAACCAGUAUGCUUAUUUCAACAACUUCGUUAUGUCCUACAACUAAAGGACCAUAUCACGGAUAACAAAAU